This is a messenger RNA of Centropristis striata (black sea bass), 1495 nucleotides long. Its product is annotated as microfibrillar-associated protein 3-like. The record is from RefSeq and is a predicted model, not a curated record. Bases 240 to 1220 code for a protein of 326 amino acids. The transcript is spliced from 3 exons. Lineage: Eukaryota; Metazoa; Chordata; Actinopteri; Perciformes; Serranidae.
CACGCCCACUCACUAACACCUGCACCAGGAAGUGAACGGAUCGUGUCUGUUUUGCUUAAACACUUGAAUCUUAAACCUGAGUAACCGAAUAAAACAGGACUUAAAGAAUAUAUUCGAACAUACAACGUUACAAAAAUUGCUUGAUUUUUUUUUCUGUCGAGGAUUUGUCGGUUUGGUCGCAGUCCGAGCAGCAGGUUUGUCUCGUCUAAAUGUGAGCUUCAGCUGUGACUCCUAUAAGUAUGCUAUCACCUCAUAAACACCAACUGCUUCUCACUGCCCUGCUACUCAGUGGCUGGACAGCAAACGGAGCUCAGAACGGGUCAGAGACAGAGGCGGCGUCCUCUGUCCGUCUGGCCGUCCCCUCCGGCAGGAACAUUGUGGUGAAGGAGGGAUCCAGCACUUUGAUUGAGUGUAAUGUUACUGGAGGCUACGAUGAUAUCAAGUGGUACAACUCUAAAGGACCUCUGCUGGAUGAAGGCACAGGUGGGAAGUGGCAGAUUCAAGAGGACGGUGUCCUGAACAUCACCAUGGUUUCCUUCAAGGACCGCGGCCGCUACACCUGCGUCGUCUCCAGCAGCGCCGGUUGGACCAAAAAUUACACAGUCACUGUUCGUGUAGCCCACACGGACAGCGGCCUUGGACUAUACUACGUCAUCGUCUGCCUAAUAGCCUUUAGCAUCACCAUGGUCCUGAACGUGGCGCGGCUCUGCAUGGUCAGCAGCCACCUCAAGAAGACAGAGAGAGCCAUCAAUGAGUUCUUCCGCACAGAGGGCGCAGAGAAGCUGCAGAAGGCCGUCGAGGUCGCCAAGCACAUUCCGAUUGUCACGUCGGCCAAGGCGGUAGAGCUCGCCAAGGUCACACAGUACAAGACCAUGGAAUUUGCACGUCACAUGGAAGAUCUGGCUCGGAGCGUUCCCCUGCCGCCGCUCAUCCUGAACUGCCGCACGUUCGGGGAGGAGGUCAUGGAGACGGGGAAUCCGGGGCCUCACCCUGCAGAACAGGUUGGGAACAGGCAAGCUAUAGGUCCACCCUCAACCAACAGAAAUGGAGAGGAGGGGGAGGUGUGCCAGGCGCUGCUAUCAAGCAGAGGGAACAAUGAAGAUAGCACUGAUGUCAAAGUCUCAGUCCAUACGGUUUCUGAAAAAGUGAACACCCAGGCUGAGAUGUGCCUCCAUGUGCCAGGCUCACGAACAAGUGUGUCCUAUGAGAGCAACAUAUAGAGGAUCUCAGUCUGAAUCCCAUCAGAAGGAACACAUCCUCUGAAGUGUAAGGUGUCCAAUCGAAAGUGGGAAUAAAAAAAAUUGUGUGGUAGGUUGUCUUUUAGAUUUGAGCAAUUCUGCUUCUGCUUCUCAAUUCUCUUUCUUAUCGGGAAUCCGAAAGCCUUUUCAGGAAAAAUUCUCUGUUCUCAUAAAACUGCCAAGCCAAACACUCCUGAAGGUUCCUUUUUGCUGUCGAUGAACAUUUGACAUCAUUGUUAAAUAAAAUGUUGAGUGUC